Messenger RNA from Prunus dulcis (almond), 3759 nucleotides. RefSeq lists its product as uncharacterized. The record is from RefSeq and is a predicted model, not a curated record. NCBI's taxonomy places the organism in Eukaryota, Viridiplantae, Streptophyta, Magnoliopsida, Rosales, Rosaceae. Gene Ontology annotation, biological process: DNA integration; proteolysis. The transcript is spliced from 3 exons. Bases 1 to 3759 code for a protein of 1252 amino acids. Gene Ontology annotation, molecular function: RNA-DNA hybrid ribonuclease activity; aspartic-type endopeptidase activity; nucleic acid binding.
AUGAUAAGCACUAUCAGCGGUGGCCCUACCGUUGCGGGCAUGAGCCACCGUUCUAUGAAACAGUACGUGCGUGCCGCACAGUUUCCUCAGGUGCUCGGAAUAGAGGUGAAUCGGCACCAGGAAGUACCCAAAGUGAAUUGGGAGCCGAUCACAUUUUGCGAAGAGGAAGAAGAGGGAAUCCUCUAUCCCCACGACGACCCGAUGAUCAUCCGAGCUGAAAUUGCCGAUUACGAUGUAGGGCGAGUGCUGAUCGAUACCGGGAGCUCCGUGAGCGUAAUCUUUGCCGAAGCUUUCAGAGAGAUGGGAAUCAAUGACAACCAAGUCGACCGGCAGUUGACACCUCUACUAAGCUUCUCUGGAGACCUGGUCCAACCGAUCGGUAGUGUCAGACUGCCAAUUACAUUUGGCACGGCGCCGAGAAAAACGACGACGUACGAUCAAUUCCUCAUCGUCGAUUGCCCGACGGCAUACAACGUCAUCAUUGGCCGAACGGCACUGACGAGGAUCAAGGCGCAUCUCUCGCCCCACAUGCUGUUGAUGAAGUUCCCAACCCCGAACGGCACGGGGGCAAUCCGGGGAAAUCAGUUAAGUGCGCGGACUUGCUACGCUACGGCGCUCAGGGCAACCUCGUUCAAACUCCCCGACGAGACCAUGACAGUGCAGGGGUUGCCGAACGGUACGGGACCGGUUGACGACCCCAGAGAGGAAUCACCCACUCCUCACACGCAACCCGCCGAAGAAUUGGAGACCAUAACCUUGAGCGAUGAACAACCCGAUCGACAGGUUAGGAUCGGCACAAGACUUACUGUAAACCUCCGAACGCAAUUCAUAGACUUCUUGCGGCACCAUUCGGAAGUAUUCGCGUGGUCUUACGAGGACAUGCCCGGCAUCGCCCUGGACGUGAUCAGCCAUAAACUCACCAUCUCCCCCGCUUAUAAGCUCGUAAGGCAGAAGCGCCGAUCAUACGAUGCCGAACGGUACGAAGCGAUGCGCACGGAGGUCGAAAAACUCCAAACCAUCGGCUUCAUCCGGGAGGCAACAUAUCCGGUAUGGCUGGCAAAUUCCGUCAUGGUAAAAAAGUCCACAGGCGGGUGGCGAAUGUGCCAAGACUAUACCGAUCUCAACAAAGCCUGCCCGAAGGACAGCUUUCCGUUGCCACGGAUAGACCAGCUCGUGGACGCCACUGCCGGCCACGAACUGCUGAGCUUUAUGGAUGCCUAUUCCGGCUACAAUCAGAUAUUCAUGCACCCUCCCGAUAGCGAACACACCGCAUUCAUAACGGACAAAGGAACUGCCGAAGAUCACCUACAGAACUUAUCGAUUAUGUUCGGCAUACUGAAAGACUACCGGAUGAGACUGAACCCGAAGAAAUGCGCCUUCGGUGUAUCUUCCGGGAAAUUCCUCGGAUUCAUGAUCAGUCAAAGGGGGAUCGAAGCGAAUCCCGAAAAAAUAAAAGCAAUCAUCGAUAUGGAGAGGCCGAAGACGACGAAGGACAUUCAAAGCCUUACCGGACGCGUGGCCGCCUUGACCCGCUUCAUAUCGAAAGCUACCGAUAAAUGUGUACCGUUCUUCAAAGCCUUGAAAGGGGGCAAACGGGAUAUCACAUGGACUGCCGAAUGCGAUAACGCAUUUCAAGACUUGAAGAACUACAUGAGCAAAGCCCCUUUGUUGUCAAAACCGCUGCCUGGAGAAAUUCUCUACCUAUACCUUUCGGUAUCCGAAACUGCCGUCAGCUCGGUAUUGAUUCGGAAACCAGAGAAGGCAGAGUUACCAAUUUUCUAUGCACACGGGAUCAAAGUCCUGACUAACCAACCGCUCCGGCAAGUGCUCCAGAAACCAGAAAUUUCUGGCCGAUUGAUCAAAUGGGCGAUCGAACUCGGGGAAUUCGACAUACAGUUCAUCCCGAGGCCCGCCGAAAAGGGCCAGGCUGUCGCCGAUUUUAUCUUCGAGCUUACCCCAUCAACGGCACAGCCAACGCCCGAGGAGGUUUCCGAGACCGUCUUGCCGGACGAGCUGAACGCCGAACGGUUUGACAGCUCAACUCCAAUAUGGGUUUUGCACGUCGAUGGCUCGGCAAACCAGCAAGGAUGCGGAGCAGGCUUGGUGUUGACAACACCGGACGGACUCAAGAUCGAGUACGCCCUCCGAUUCGACUUCCGGACUUCCAACAAUGAAGCCGAAUAUGAAGCCCUCUUGGCCGGCCUUCGGUUAGCCAAGAGCAUGAAUGCAAAGCAAAUCCGAAUUCACAGCGACUCCCAGCUCAUUGUGAACCAGGUAACGGCAGACUUCUCCGCCAAGGAUGCCUCCAUGUACGCCUACCUUUCAACCGCCCAUCAGCUACUCCGAAUUUUCCAAGCAUACGAGAUCAAACAGAUCCCCAGAGGCGAAAACAGCCAUGCCGAUGCACUGGCGCGCCUGGCUUCGGCGAUAAACGACAAGGUCGGAAGAAAGGUACCGGUGGAGAUUCUUGCCCAACCGAGUACGGUAGCCUCCGAAACGUGUACCGUACGGUAUGAGGAUACAUGGAUGUCUCAUAUCUACUUGUACCUGACGAACGGCACCCUUCCUGAAGACAAGGCCCAGGCCCGGAAGCUUAGAUACCGAGCAGCAAGAUACACUGUCAUCAACGAUGUGCUCUACAAGCGUGGCUACACCACCCCAUAUCUCAAAUGCCUUACGGCAGAGCAGGGGGACUACGUCCUUCGGGAAAUUCAUAAUGGUGUAUGUGGCGACCAUUCUGGGUCCCGAUCCCUCGCCUACAAAGCCUUUCGGCAGGGAUACUUUUGGCCAACCAUGCACCAAGACGCCAAUUCACUAGUGAAAAGGUGUGACAAAUGUCAGCGCUUCGGUAACGUUCCGCAUAUCCCUGCCGAACCUCUUACACCGAUUGUUAGCCCUUGGCCUUUCGCACAAUGGGGACUGGACCUAAUUGGUCCGAUGCCGCAAGGCAAGGAGCAGGUAAAAUACGCAGUGGUUGCCGUCGACUACUUCACCAAAUGGGUGGAAGCCGAACCCCUGGCAACCAUAAUGGCAGCGAAGAUUGAAGAUUUCGUCUGGACUCACAUUUGUUGCCGAUUCGGUAUCCCAUAUGCGAUCAUUACCGACAACGGCAGGCAAUUUGAUUCGGAACUCUUCAGGAAAUUUUGCACCCGCUUGAAAAUCAACUUGUUUUUCGCAUCACCAGCCCAUCCCCAGUCGAACGGUCAGGUUGAAGCAAUAAACAAAAUAGUAAAGAAGCUACUGAAACGGCAGCUAGACAAGGCUAAAGGAGCCUGGCCGGAGAAGCUUCCCGAAGCACUGUGGGCCAUUCGGACGUCUUACCGAACGUCCACUGGAGAAACCCCCUUUUCCCUGGCUUUUGGUUCGGAAGCAGUGGUGCCUGUGGAAAUCGGCGAACCGUCCUACCGAACGGAAACCUUCGCACCGAAGCCGAACGAAGAGGCUAUGUCUCUAAGCCUUGACCUACUCGAGGAGCACCGAGCGCAAGCCAACCUCCGGAAUGAAGCCUACAAACAGCGUGUGUCUCGGUAUUACGACUCUAGGGUCAGACCCCGCUCUUUCCGAAUCGGGGACUGGGUCAUGCGCAAGGUAUCGCUUGCGACGAAGGAUACCACGGAAGGAACCCUCGGACCUUCCUGGGAAGGACCUUAUGAAAUCAUCGGUAUCCUUCGCUCGGGAACCUACCGACUAAGAGGCUCCAACGGCAAGGCCCUCGGCCAUCCUUGGAACGUAGAACAUCUCAAGUACUACUACAAGUGA